AUGGUUCGAGCAAUCAAAGGUGUAUUGGUCGAAUGCGAUCCUUCGAUUAAAGCCAUAAUCCUCGACAUAGAUAGCAAGACUCAUGACAUUAUCGUCGAGAAUCUGGAUGAGUCGCACUUGAUCAUAAAAGACAAUAAGGUCGCUGAGCUUAAACGGAUACUUGAAGAACGUUUAAAUGAGCAUACCAAAGUUGACAGCCUUGAGGAAGAAGAGGAAGAAGAGGACGAUUAA
This is a messenger RNA of Orbilia oligospora ATCC 24927, 231 nucleotides long. RefSeq lists its product as uncharacterized. Gene Ontology annotation, biological process: transcription initiation at RNA polymerase II promoter; nucleotide-excision repair; transcription by RNA polymerase II. The record is from RefSeq and is a predicted model, not a curated record. Gene Ontology annotation, cellular component: transcription factor TFIIH core complex; transcription factor TFIIH holo complex. The coding region runs from base 1 to 231 and encodes 76 amino acids. NCBI's taxonomy places the organism in Eukaryota, Fungi, Ascomycota, Orbiliomycetes, Orbiliales, Orbiliaceae. The transcript has 5 exons.